Nematocida major is the source of this 2724-nucleotide messenger RNA. RefSeq lists its product as uncharacterized. NCBI's taxonomy places the organism in Eukaryota, Fungi, Microsporidia. The transcript has a single exon. The coding region runs from base 1 to 2724 and encodes 907 amino acids. The record is from RefSeq and is a predicted model, not a curated record.
AUGAGAUUGCUCUUUGGCUUUAUAUGUGUGCUGCUUGCGGCAAGGCAGGUGGCAAGAUGCAGACCCAUGGCUUACAAUGAGAUGCUGCCGUGCCUGAGCAAGGCUGUGGGCCGCGUGUGCGGAGAGGACGUGUAUGUGAGCCCGGAGUGGGUGGGGCACCCAGUGUGUGCGUCCACGCUUGUCUGGCUGGGGUAUGUGCACAACAUGCGGAGGUACUCGUGCGGGCUGGACACGAGCUCCAGCCUGGUGCCGAGCGGGCGAGUGGACAAAUAUGGAGAAGAGGUGUACACGUACACGCGAGAGCCGGAGAAGGACCGGGCACACCUUCCGGACAGCAUUGCGAGCGCAGCGGCGUUUGCAGGAGACAGAGGAUACAGCGUGGCGUUCCACCGCGCGCUGGUGCAUAUGUUUGGCCUGCAGAAAGACAGCGGAUCGGCAUACGAUCGCCUGGCGGUUGAAACUGGACGGGCGUGCUCGUUUACAGAGUUUCUCCGGGAGAGCUGCCGAACAAAAAAAGAGGCGCACAGUGUGCUGGCUGCGCUGGUUCUGCUGAGCGAGGGCGUUGACGUGCCGAUUGAGACAGCUGGGAACAGAGUGAUUAUAAAAAAAAGAAAAGACAGCGAGGACGUGCUGGUGGAUGUGUGCGUGCCAGCUGUGAAGAGUGGAGAAAGGCAGCCAUCCGAGACGUGGCAGGUGGUGAACUUCUUCAAGCGGUACAGAGGCAUAUACAGGCUGCCGAGCACGUACGAAGAGUUUAAAACGGGAGACUUUCUGGAGAGCCCGCAGCUUCUGAUUCUCACGUACGUAGGCGAGUACGUGAAGAGCGCGGAAGAGCUUAUGUCUGUGCUGGAGUGUGCGUUCAAGCUUGUGGAGGGCAUGGGGCUGGCAGAAAGCCUAAAAGACGCGAACAGCGUGGUCGGGCGGAUGUUUGUGCCUGCGAGCCGGCUGCCUGAGGCCGAAAAGUAUCUGGGCCCGUUUCUAGAGGGGAUUUCCGCUCUAGCGGCCUUGGACCACUUGAGAGAGUUUGACCGCCUUCAAGGCGAAACCAAAUAUGCGGUCCUGAUUGACAGGGCCUUAGACGGGAAAAAGAGGUACAUUGACGAGCGUGGCACGAACUGUAGGUUUCUUGGGGCGUGUCUGCUCUUCCCGUGCCUGGCAUACGACCCGGAGAAGAACGGGUACCGCCUGGAGGGCCUGCUGACCGGGGCCGAGAACACGGAGGAGGUGGCCAAAACCAGGGCGUUUUUUGAGGCGGUGCAGAAGAGCAUAGAAGAGAGUUUUCCUUUGGGCUGGCUGGAGGAAGGACAGGCGCAAAAAUACAGGAGGCUGUGGCUCAUGGUGCAUGCGCAGUUCGUGGAGGCGCUGGGGAUUUUGGAGCCGACGGUUCUAAACCAGAUGCGCGUGCUUGCACAGAUGACCGGGCGGCCGCAGGGUGUCGUGGACGAGCUGGCAGCACACCAAGCGGCGAUGGAUGCGGAAAAAAGGACAAAGCUGGGCCCCGAGGCGAUCGAGAGCGUUUGCGCGCUGCUGCGCUCAAUAGCGGUGGACAAAGGUGUGAAGGUGAAGAUUAGAGAGGACUAUGGCUCCUUUAGAGAGAAAGAAUGCAUGCUUAUAAUAAAUCGUCUGCCCGAAUGCGCCAACAGAUGUGAAAUGAUAUCGGUGUUCACACAAGAAAAGACUUGGAUGAUACAUCUAGAUCUGCCAUACCGAACUCUUUCUGAUAGAGAUUGGAACGUGCUGGAUGAGGCACGUAUGCAGUACAGAAAGGAUGCGCGGGCCUCGGGCUUUGUGCUUGCGGUGUGCAUGCACCGAAUGGCGGCUGCGAAAGACACUUUAAACUUUCCAGGCACAACAAUCGAAGAUGUGCAGGAAGCUGCGCGGUGGGCAGUUGAGUGCAGCCCGGCCAGGCCUGCCGGCGUGCUUAUGGCGCUGCCAGCUAUGACCAAUUACUUCAGGGGGGAGCUUGUUUCUGCGCUGGUGCUGUAUGCCGGGCAGAAGAAGAUUGCGCUGACUCCGGCGCACCCGGUGGGCCGGCUGGUUGCGAACGUGAUAGGGAGCAUCGACCUUAGCGACCCGAAAAACCAGCAUUUUAUCCUGAGUGCGCCUGCGGUCACCGGCAUUCUGCGGGCGCUGUGCCCAGCGCUGCAGCUGUCUGAAAAGUCGCAGAUGGAGCUUUGGAACUUAUACACGCGUAAUAUGCAUUUCGGGCAGUAUUCCCCCAGAAAGGCCGAUCUGCUUACACGGGAAAGCCUUAUGUGGUAUCUUCGAGCGUAUGCAGAGGAAAAAAAUGAGCCGCUGUUCAGGUGUGAGCUGCUGCAUGGGCAUGCAGAUAUAGCCAAGCAUAGCACGUGUCUGUUUGCGACGGACCCGGUGGCAUCCCUAGAAGAGAUGUGCGCGCUCGUUUUGGCUGAUCACACAGGAGAAGACCUGGUGACGGCCAAGGCCCUGGCCAACGCGCUGCGGCUGUCCUGGCUGGCGGUUCUUUUGGAGGGGGGCUUGGAGGAGAAUCAAGACGCAAUUGUCGAGAUUUACAAGACUGCUAAGCCGGGGCAUCUUGAAAAAGAGCUUAGCAGGCUUUGCGAUUUUUGGCUUGACGCAGAUCUAGACUCUACACUAGACGGCCUGGAUAGAGCAAGGAAUGCUCUUGUGAGGGAAGGCGGUUGCGCAAAGUUUGAAGCGCUGCAUGAACUCUACCGCCAAGUAUGCAUUAGAUUCCGGGGUUGA